CAGGUAACAUUAACCCCCCGCAGUAGGGAUGGGUCAUUCGCGAACGAGCUGGCUAAAGCCGCACGAGGUCGGUCAAAAUGUGUGGUGGCGUAUGUGUCGACACUGAGCAGAAAGAGGAACACGGCACGGCUGUGAGUACACGAACAGGAGGGGGCACGAUGAGAGGUAAUGAGAACGUUGCAACAUCGUUUGAGACUACACGCUGGAAAGACGAAGAUGAACGACUCUCUGCGAAGUAACUUGGAGGGCGCGCGAGUGAUUCUGCUGUGAUGGAGCAGAUCCUGUGACUCCCAUCACCGUCGAGGAAGGAAGACCCGCUCGGCUGCACCGAGGUGCCACAGCAACGCUCCAAACCUUCGCUCUUUCUCCGGCUGCUUCGCAACCCGCCAACAGGUUUCCAGUAUGUUUUGGAAAUUACGCCGGAUAUACCGGUGCCAGUGCGUUCGUCUGGUAAGCGCCUGCCUGGUGCUGUCGGUGGUCAUGGUUUGCUGGGAGAACAGCGCCGUGAACCACCUUAAGUCCUACUCGUUCCGCUUCCUGGCCGACCGCUUCAGCCACAUCAACAAGAGCCUCACCAUCACACGUGAGCAGGCCCAGAGCUUCAGCAACUUCCGCAACCUGCUGGACCACCCGGACAAAUGCGCCGGUGAGGACGUUCUCCUCCUGGUCUUUGUCAAAACAUCUCCUACGAACAUUGCCAGGCGUGAGGCCAUCAGAUCUACGUGGGGCAAUGAGACCUACAUCCAGCGCGUGCUGGGAGUGAGAGUGAAGGUGGUGUUCGCCUUAGGAGUACCUGCAAUGGACACGGACGCUGUUCAAGAGCGGCUCGCCCAAGAGGACCGUCGUCACGCCGAUUUGAUCCAGCAGGACUUCUUGGACUCCUUCUACAAUCUGACCCUGAAGCUGAUCAUGCAAUUCCACUGGAUGCACCGCCGCUGCGCUCACGCUCGCUUCCUCAUGACCACCGACGACGACGUCUUCAUCCACAUGCCCAACCUGGUGGAGUACCUGCAGGACAUGAGCCGCCAGGGCGUCACCGACUUUUGGGUGGGCCGGGUGUACUGGGGGUCCCCGCCCAACCGCAGUAAGGACAGUAAGUACUAUGUUCCUUUUGAGAUGUACCAGUGGUGGUCUUACCCUGACUACACAGCCGGGGGGGGCUAUGUGGUGUCCAGCGACGUGGCCAGCAAGAUCUACCAGGCCACGCUGACACUGAACGCCUCGCUUUACAUAGACGACGUGUUCAUGGGCAUCUGCGCCAAGGCUGUCGGCGUGUCACCACAAGACCACAUGUACUUCUCAGGGGAGGGCAAGGCACCCCAGCACAUGUGCAUCUACAACCGGAUGAUGACCUCCCACGGCCACGUGGAGGACCUCCACGACCUCUGGAAGGCAGCCACGCACCCUCAGGUGAAAGAGAGGAUGUCUGGAAUCCUAGGCAGGCUGUACUGCACGGCCAUCAAGAUCUUUCUGCUUUGUCAGCCCCACCAUCUUAACACCUACCCCUGCACGGCCGCGUUUUACUGACUUUACCUCCAACAUGACCAAAUUCUCGUGCCCGCGUGUUCCUCUUAAUGUGACCUCGUCAACACGGGACUGACGUGAGGCUUCUUGUUUUGAAGUCACGACAAAAUGCGUGAGAAAAUUAGGCAAUCGACCCCAUUCUUACGUCGUUUGACUUUGUUUGAGGGUUUUAAACUGAAGCUGUAACUCACAAGUACCUGGUUAAAUGCCAUUCUUGGAUGUGGACGCUGGUCAAAUCAAAUCAAAUGAUGUUCUGAGGGAACAAAGCAAAGCAGAAGUGACACGCUUUCUCUUCCUCUGACAGAGAUUGCCAAGGCCAACGAUCUUGAUGUGUAAAGUCCGAAAUGAACAAUGAACAAAACAGCUGUGGGAUCAACAUUGUUUUUUAAACGAUUCAGUUUCCUCCCCGCUUACAUCGCGUGUGUUCAUUAAACACAAUCUCAUGUGUGAACGGUGUUGUUCUGCAUCACCGCAAGCUUCAGCCACAGUAAUAAUGUCAAAUGCGCAACGGUUUCAUUCAAAAGGGCCGUCUCGUACAGGAAGUGUAUUUAUACUACUGAAAACCUGUACCGCGUUACUGAUGCAAGAGUCCAUUUCUGCCAAUAAAGUCCCCACAGG
Dunckerocampus dactyliophorus (ringed pipefish) is the source of this 2142-nucleotide messenger RNA. RefSeq names its product lactosylceramide 1,3-N-acetyl-beta-D-glucosaminyltransferase A-like. The record is from RefSeq and is a predicted model, not a curated record. Bases 403 to 1527 code for a protein of 374 amino acids. Gene Ontology annotation, cellular component: membrane. The transcript is spliced from 2 exons. Lineage: Eukaryota; Metazoa; Chordata; Actinopteri; Syngnathiformes; Syngnathidae. Gene Ontology annotation, biological process: brain development.